AUGUCAGCAAUCAACCCUGCAAACCCACCACGCCCUGCUUUGAUUGCAACAGAUAAAACGAGUUUUGCUUAUACAACAACACGUAUUCGAUGGCCGGUGAUAGUUACAAAAAUAGUCGAUACUUUGUUUCAAGCCUGUCAUGCUUUAGACGAUGAAGAGAAGAAGCGCACAGAGGGAAAGGCCAUAAUAUCAUCUAUUGGUGCCUUAAAGUAUGGAAUGGAAAGAGACAAACCUCUCACCCCAAUAUCCGACGACUCGAAUCCAGAUAUUGCCACAUGGAAUAAUGUCUAUAACACCUACUUCUCGAACUCUACCUGGUAUACUACACCGUGGCUCUUUACCGAAUGCUAUCUCUACCGGCGCAUUUAUUCCUACUUUGCUCGCUCGACUUACUGGAGUACAUAUGAUCCUUUCAGUCAACAAAAAGAGACUGCAUUCAAAGCUUCUCAAGUUGCGAUGGUUGCUCUUGCCGAGAGAAUCGACGAACUAAUUUCUUCAGAGGGAUUGCGUCUGGAUCACCGAAUAGUCUUUCAUGAAUUGGUCCAGAUAUCGCUCUGGGGAAAUGCGAGUGAUUUGAGUUUGCUCUCUAGUUUAGAUCCGCGCGAGUUGGGUAAAUUGCAGAGUACUGGAGCAGAGGAAUUGGGAAAAAUCGAGAAGAAUAUCUUGAGGAAUGAUAUAGAUUUGUUUUGGAAUAAAAUUAGAGAUUCGAAAGGAUCAAGAAUAGAUUUCGUGUUGGACAAUACUGCCCAACGCUGGCAAGGAUAUGUAGACUCUAACAUAUGGGUAGUAAAAACGAACUAUUUCUGGGUUUCGCCAUAUGCAUAUUGGCAUUUACCAGAACAGAAAGAGUUGUUUGAUGACAUUAAACAGGCAGCUGUUGUAGUGUUUAAGGGUGAUUUAAAUUUUAGAAAGUUAGUUUAUGAUUGCAAGUGGGAUUUUGCUACACCAUUCGAGGAAGCAAUAGGGCCGAUGGCAACCGAAGAAGGUGUACCAUCUGUUGUGACAUUGAGGACUUCCAAGGCAGAUGUCAUUGUCGGGCUACCAGAAGGGACAGCAGAGAAACUAAAUGCUGUUGAGAAUGAUUGGCUAUAUUCUGGCAAAUAUGCUAUCGUUGAAUUUUCCAGAGGGACCAAGUGA
Molecule: messenger RNA, 1137 nt
Organism: Paraglomus brasilianum
Lineage: Eukaryota; Fungi; Glomeromycota; Glomeromycetes; Paraglomerales; Paraglomeraceae
Source: the annotation of a GenBank genome assembly